Schistosoma bovis is the source of this 303-nucleotide messenger RNA. Lineage: Eukaryota; Metazoa; Platyhelminthes; Trematoda; Strigeidida; Schistosomatidae. The record is from the annotation of a GenBank genome assembly.
AUGCCGUAUCUAAUGGAUGAAGAAGUUUCUAGCGAUGAAUCCAUCGAAUGUAAAGAUGUGGAGAUUGAUUACGAAAAUUUGUCCAAAAAUACUACAGGACCAUCGAGUUAUGCAUCUCUAGCUCAGAAAGAUUCAGCAAAGAAACCGAAAAAUCCAGGUGAUUUACAUACGAGUAAAGGAAAGGUGUUGAAUUAUCUCCGGAUACCGAAAGCUGUUGAUUUCAUGUCUCCAGAUCUAACUGAAUAUGUUACAGAAACCCAAAGGGCAGGCCUAAUUGCACAACUUAAAGCUAAUAAAGACUAA